CCAACCUAAAAAUGAAAAUAAAUUAGAGCAAGUUAAGGUUUGUAUUGUAUCGUGUUCUCUUCUUCGUUGGUCUCUUUCCGUCUUAUCUAUCCCUUCCCUCUUCCUCCAUUUAGAUAAUCUCUCUCUUCGUAUCUCUUUCCCCUAUUCAAUUCAUUGUGUUUUGGGUCCUCUCUCUCAAAUUAGGGUUCCCCAUAAAUAUGCUUCUUGGGAUUUGGAUUAUUUGACUCUCCCAAAUUACUACUUGUUCUUUUGCCUCUAUGUUUCCUUCUACUUCAUGCCCAAUCAUCAAUGUCCGCGCCUAUGUUAGUAGGUAGGAUGAAAGGUUUUAGAGAUUGGGUUUUCUCCCAGCUAUUGUCCAAUUCAUUGAUCUCGCCAACGCCGUUAUCAGGCAGUAAUACUUUAUAUCUUGAAGACCGUCCAAGUCAAGAUCUUAAUGACCAAGCUCACACACAUUCUGUAGCAUUGCCGAUUCCGUCUGGCACAUCAAACUCUUCUGCCAACCAGAGUAAUCAGAGCAGUUCUACCUUGCAGCAAGCUUCAGAUGCAGAAAUUUAUCAAUCUCAACAUAGUGGAAAUGGAAGACGGAAGGAUACUUUGGCAAAGGUUGAGGAUCUCCAAGUUAAAUUUUUCCGCCUUCUCCAGCGCCUUGGCCAGUCAAAAGAAAACCUCUUGGUCGCAAAGGUUCUUUAUCGGAUGCACCUGGCAACUUUGAUUCGUGCUGAGGAAACGGAUCUGCAAAGAGUUAACCUUAGUAGCAGUGGAGCUCGAGAAAUAGCAAACCAACAUGAGGCAGCUGAUAUGCCUCAAUUGGACUUCUCCUGCAGAAUACUUGUCCUUGGUAAAACAGGAGUUGGAAAAAGUGCCACUAUAAACUCUAUAUUUGAUCAAGAAAAAGCCACAACUAAUGCUUUUCAACCUGCUACCGAUUGCAUCCAAGAAAUUGUGGGAACUGUCAAUGGGCUUAACAUAACGUUUAUUGAUACCCCUGGUUUCCUGCCUUCCUCUACCAAUAAUGUGAAGAGAAAUAAGAGGAUCAUGCUUUCUGUGAAGAGAUUCAUUAGAAAGUCACCUCCAGACAUCGUUUUGUACUUUGAACGGCUUGAUCUUAUCAAUUCUGGUUAUAGUGACUUCCCACUUUUGAAACUCAUAACCGAGGUAUUUGGUGCGGCAAUCUGGUUCAACACUAUCUUAGUCAUGACUCAUUCAUCUUCAUCUAUUCCAGAAGGACCUAAUGGAUAUACUGUUAAUUAUGAUUCGUAUACUUCUCAAUGUACUAACCUAAUACAGCAGUAUAUACAUCAGGCAAUUUUAGAUUCAAGGCUAGAAAACCCUGCACUUUUUGUUGAGAACCAUCCUCAGUGCCCUAGAAAUAUUUUGGGAGAGAAAAUUCUUCCUAAUGGACAGAUUUGGAGAUCUCAACUCUUGUUAUUUUGCAUUUGUACCAAAGUUCUGGGUGAUGUAAAUUCCCUCCUUAAGUUUCAGAACGGUGUGGAAUUAGGACCGACAAACAGUGCCCGAGUUCCUUCUCUGCCCCAUCUCCUUUCGUCCCUGUUACGCCAUCGCUCUGUAUCCAAUCAAAGUGGAAUUGAUGAUGAAAUUGAGGAAAUAUUACUUUCAGACAAAGAAGAAGGAGAUGAGUAUGAUCAACUUCCAUCCAUACGAAUCCUGACAAAAUCCCAGUUUGAAAAGUUGUCCAAGUCGCAAAAAGAAGAUUAUCUGGAUGAAUUGGAAUACAGAGAGACCCUUUACUUAAAGAAACAAAUGAAAGAAGAGUACCGUAGACGCAAGGAGAAGUUACUUUUAGAAGAGCAAAAGUUUUCUGAUAUCGAUAAUUCUGAUGAUCAACAGGGUCCUCCAGAACCUGUUCAGUUACCAGAUAUGGCUGUUCCUCUAAGUUUUGAUUCUGAUUGCGCUAUACAUAGAUACCGCUGCCUUGUUGAUAAUGACCAAUUACUUGUGAGACCUGUUCUUGAUCCCCAAGGAUGGGAUCACGAUGUGGGUUUUGAUGGUAUAAACUUGGAGACAACUACCGAAGUAAAGAAGAAUGUAUAUGCCUCUGUUGUGGGACAAAUGCAUAAGAAUAAGCAGGAUUUCAAUAUUCAAUCUGAGUGUGCUGCAGCUUAUGUCAAUCCGAUGGGUCCUAGUUACUCUAUUGGUGUUGACGUUCAAUCUGUUGGUGGUAAAGAUAUGGUUUGUACCGUCCAUAGCAACACAAAAUUGAAAAACAUAAAGCACAACAUUGCUGACUGUGGUGUUUCUUUGACAUCUUUCGGAAAGAAAUACUACGUGGGUGCAAAACUUGAGGAUACUUUGCUAAUCGGAAAGAGAUUAAAAUUUGUGAUUAAUGCUGGCCGAAUGGAAGGUCAGGGACAAGUGGCGCAUGGUGGAAGUUUUGAAGCUUGUUUGCGAGGGGAAGAUUAUCCCAUCAGAAAUGACAACUUAAGCCUGACAAUGACAGUCCUCUCCUUCAAUAAAGAGACUGUGUUGAGUGGUAAUUUACAAUCUGAGUUCAGGUUGAGUCGAAGCCUGAAAGCAACUGUUAGUGCUAAUCUAAAUAGUCGCAAAAUGGGGCAAAUAUGUAUUAAGACUAGUAGUUCUGAGCAUUUACAAAUUGCCUUGGUUGCAGUUUUCUCAAUUUUGAAGGUUCUGUUACAUAGAAAGGAAAUCUAGAACAUGGUAAAGAAAGUCCUCGAAAGAUAUUAGAUUCUGUUUGUUUAGGGAGACUCGUCUAUUUUGAUCAGGGAAAAGAUGAAUUUUGGUGAAGCAUUCUGCAGGGAAGCAUAGAUAUGGACCAUUUUCUGUUUCAGAUGGAAAACGAAAUUAGAAUCAGAUUUUUUGAAGAGUUAAAUUAUUUUCAUUUCGCUAUACUUCAGAUUCCAGUUUUUGGAAGUCUCUUUAGUUUAGGCUGGCGUCUUGAACGUGUAACCUUCUGUGCAUUGUUGUUCAAUAAUCAGUAUUUGGGUGCUUCCCCAAUCUUAGAUGUUCAUUUGUAGUAAAUAAAAUCAAAACUGUACAUUAAAGCACAGAAACUUUGGGUUUUUUCUUCUGUAUUUGUUCAAAUAUAAUAAGUUAGUAGCAUAUGAAUUUAUCGGUUCAACAGGAAUUA
Messenger RNA from Medicago truncatula (barrel medic), 3106 nucleotides. Its product is annotated as translocase of chloroplast 90, chloroplastic. Bases 289 to 2670 code for a protein of 793 amino acids. The transcript is spliced from 3 exons. Gene Ontology annotation, molecular function: GTP binding; GTPase activity. Lineage: Eukaryota; Viridiplantae; Streptophyta; Magnoliopsida; Fabales; Fabaceae. Gene Ontology annotation, cellular component: chloroplast outer membrane. Gene Ontology annotation, biological process: protein targeting to chloroplast. The record is from RefSeq and is a predicted model, not a curated record.